Poeciliopsis prolifica (blackstripe livebearer) is the source of this 5086-nucleotide messenger RNA. Its product is annotated as palmitoyltransferase ZDHHC20-B-like. The record is from RefSeq and is a predicted model, not a curated record. The transcript is spliced from 16 exons. Gene Ontology annotation, cellular component: Golgi apparatus; endoplasmic reticulum. The coding region runs from base 161 to 1279 and encodes 372 amino acids. Lineage: Eukaryota; Metazoa; Chordata; Actinopteri; Cyprinodontiformes; Poeciliidae. Gene Ontology annotation, molecular function: protein-cysteine S-palmitoyltransferase activity. Gene Ontology annotation, biological process: synaptic vesicle maturation; protein targeting to membrane; peptidyl-L-cysteine S-palmitoylation.
UCCUUCAAACCCGAUCCGCGUCAGACUGUUUUGGAAACCGAGUGCAGAGGAAUUAAGAGCUGAAAGCGAACAGUUUGACUACUUCCUGUGUGGCUACGUGUGAGUGACGUCUUCACUUCGAACACUCCCUGCUCCCAGAAGAACAGGGAGAGGGAGAAAGAUGGCGCCCACACACGUCCUGAGAUGCUGUCAACGGGGUUUAGCCUGGAUCCCUGUGAUUUUUAUCGCCCUUGUCGUCUGCUGGUCCUACUACGCUUACGUGGUGGAGCUUUGUUUGUACACCAUUACCAUGAUGGGAGAGCGGAUUGUCUACCUGAUCUUCUUCCACAUCUCUUUCGUCAUGUUUGUGUGGUCUUAUUGGAAGACCAUCUUCACCAAGCCUGCCAACCCUUCCAAAGAGUUUUGCCUGCCAAAAGCUGAGAAGGAGCGCUACGAGAAGGAGGAGAGGCCAGAGUCCCAGCAGGAGAUCCUGUGGAGAGCCGCCUCCACCCUGCCUCUGUACACUCGCACGGGCACCGGAGCGAUCCGCUAUUGCGACCGUUGUCAAGUCAUCAAGCCGGACCGGUGUCACCACUGCUCCGCAUGUGACAUGUGUGUGCUGAAGAUGGAUCACCACUGUCCUUGGGUGAACAACUGUGUUGGCUUCUCUAACUACAAGUUCUUCAUCCUCUUCCUGGCCUACUCGCUGGUGUACUGUCUGUUCAUUGCCGCCACGGUUCUACAGUAUUUCAUAAAGUUCUGGACCCUUUGUCGUAGGAAAUCGGCAGAGAACUGCCCAAAGAACGAUCUGAAUAACUCUGCCAAAUUCCACGUCCUGUUUCUGUUUUUUGUGGCGGCCAUGUUCUGCAUCAGUAUUCUCUCCCUCUUCAGCUACCAUCUGUGGCUCGUAGGGAAGAACAGAUCCACAAUAGAGGCAUUCAGAGCGCCAGUCUUCAGAACAGGCUCAGAUAAAAACGGUUUUUCUCUGGGUUUCCGGAAGAACAUCGCUCAGGUCUUCGGUGACCAGAAGCAGUACUGGCUGCUGCCGAUCUUCACCAGUCAGGGGGACGGUCUGACAUUUCCCACCCGAUUGGUCAACGCUGAUGCAGAGCAGGCCACUGUCACUCUGCAACCUGAUUCCAAUAAAUGCAUACCGGAGGUCUCCGUGAGCCCCCUCAGUGAGUCACAGAACCGCCUUCUGAGCAACGAGCAGCAGGCCAACAACACUGAAGACCACCCGGCCGAAAACUUAGUCAAAUCAGCCGAGAGUGAAACCGUCACCAUGGAGAGUGAGUCCUAACCAGGCUACAGGAGAAACAUGUCAUCUAAAGUGAUGCCUUAAAAAAACAACAAAAAAAACCCCAAACGGUCUUGUUCAUCAUCAUGGCAACAGUUCCCAUAAGUGGAUUCCUCACGGACACAUUCAGAGAACCUUUUUGGAAACGCAGUCCACUGGCACAGGGCACCACAGUAUUGCUUUAAUAGCCUUGGCGUUUUUGCAUGCAGUGUUGGACGGACAUCUAUUAAACACGGGUUCCCCAUCACCUCACUCGGCUUGGACGCAUUUCUCUGCUUUUGUUUUGCAAGUGUAAGAAGAUCUGCAGGACUCUUCAGUUGAACAUUUUUUUUUUAUAUAUAAUUAUUAUUAUUUUUGUGCCAACAGCCUCCACGAUGCACCUGAUCUCAGACGCGCCGAGCGCGCUGUAAAAUUUUUCAGCAUUGUUUUUUUUUAAACCAAUCCAUAUUGUGGAGAUGGAUCCUUGCUACCCAUUCUGUGCAUCUCAUCUUUUUUUAAAAAAAGAAUUAUAAAGAUGGAGUGAUUAUUAUUUUUAUUUUUUAUUUUUUUUGCACCUUUUUGAGAUGGAUGUUUCUGCCACCAAAAACCUGGACCGUUGCAGAGGACUCUACCCCACGGUUCAGUGGACUGUGCCUGUCCUCGGCAUCAGAGACUGGAACCAGACUUCACGUGGCGAGAUAUUUGAGCACAAGAUGGCGCAUUUGCACUUUGUUGAUAUUAAUUGUCCAACAAUACAGCAUUCUCUUUUCCCUUUUUUUUUAUUUUACUUUAACAUAUCCAAACGAUAUCAAUGGUGUGACAGAUGUUUAUGUGUUACAGUCAUCAAAAGCUGACUGAAAGGAUUAGCUCAAAGUGUCUUCGAGGCUAAAUGGCGUUGAAUUAUGCUGCUUUAAAAAGAUGAAACGGUUGAACCUGGAAAGUGUUUUACCCAGUGCACUCUGGCUAUUUUGUUUUUCUUUUUUCUACUGUUUGGUGGUUUAUUUCCACAGCUCACAACUUCAGCCUUUACCAAGACACCUGCUGCCAAAUAAGGGCUGACUUGUCAGGAGCUCUGACAUCUGAACCUGAAGUGUUUACAGCAUUUUAGCUUUAUCCUAACCUCCCAGGCCAGUCUCAUCACAUCCCGAAAUGGAUGCAGCAGUUUCUGUGAUAUGUUUUUUUAAUGCAUUUAUACGUCUCUGAAACGUGUUGCGUUACUAGUUUCAGACAGUAGGUGGAGAGAAUGUGCUUUUGUUUUUUUUUGUGCACCAACGCAAAUACAGUUAAAACCAGAUGUUCACAUACAAAAGACACAACCUUAUUCUUUAUGCCUUUUCUGAUUGUAAAUCACACAGAACAUUUCCCGUUUUAGUUCAGCUAAGGUUACUGCAAUACUUUGUGUUUGCGAAAUGCCAGCUUAAUGAGGAACAGUUUGUGAAUUUUAGAAAACUCUCGUAAAAUUGUUUUUUAAACUGUGAAUUGGGUUAAAAGUUCAGGAUUUCUUUCCAUAAACCACUUUGUGGUGGUAGAAUUAGGGUCAUUGUUCAAAUGGGUGACCUGUUUUUGCCUGAGCUUUAACUUCCUGGCAGAUGUCUUCAGAUGCUGUUUCAGCGUAGUCCCUUUUAUUGGAGGGGGCCAUGUGUGUUGUGAAUCACACCAGUUUGGAGUGAAACAGCCACAUGGUACCUUCCUCCCUGUACUUCAGUUUGGGAUGGUGUGCUGUGGCUGGCAAGCUUUACCUUUCAUCCCUCUCUGUCAAAUGAUGGUGAUGACGGACAGGUAUUCUCAGACUGUAAUGCGUUUCCUUUAAUGUUUGUUUUGGAGUAGUGGUUUCAUUUUCGCUGAACGAUGUCAGUAUAGUAUCAAGAAGGUAGAGGUGGGCUAUGAAUCAAUAGCAAUAUAUAUCGGAAUGGAUACGUGAUCGAUAUCAACAAAAAAUACAUCAAAUAGAACGUUCAAUAAUUUCAGUGAACUCGGAUGCAGAACCGCACAGCAUUCUGGGGGGUGUAGGCAGAGGGAAGGCGUUUGUCCCUCAACUACUGAUGGCUAGCUUAGCAAGAUGGAUGGCGUCAACCAACUUACCCAAUGUUUUGUUACCGAUCAAAUAUCUUGUUGAGAAAGUUUUGUCUCUAAGCAGUUUUGAACCGCGUGGCAAAAUAAAAACAAAAAUUGGAGUGAAAGGGAAAAGUUAGUACAAAAGCUUGACUGUGGAUAAAACAUGAAAGAUUAUGCCAGCAAUUUGGCAGUAUUUUACAUAUUUAAAAUGAAAAACUAAUCAAUAAUAAUCGAUAUUGACUGAUAUGAAAUGUUUAUAUUGUGAUAUGUUUUUCAGUCAUAUUAUCCAGCCCUACUUGAAGGCAUCAUAAAUCAAUUCAAAAGAAAUUUGAUUCCAAACGGAAAUUAAAUCUACUGAUUACUCGAAUCUAAUUGGAUGUCAUAUUUGAUUUUGAAGACGAUAGUAGAGUUCUUUAAACUUUAUCUCUUAUUAUUCUUGUGUAUCUAUUAGAAUGCGAUUACAAGAAAUGUGCAUUUUUUAACCAUUUAUCUGGUUUCAAAUGUAAAAGUCUGUUCUGAGGUCAGUUUUCUUUUUUCUUACUGUAGUUCCCCCAGUGUUAGCUCAUUGUGGAUCGUUUUACUGUGAUAAACCAUUCAUAUCUGUUCUGAAAGCGAAUCGGACCCCUCUGAUCAGAUCUGAAGCUCAAAUUGUGCCAGUUUUCAGAACUGCUGAAGGACACCCCGGGUUUGUUCGACACUCUUGCUGUAAGUGGUCUUGUUUCAAAAUGUCGAACACGGGUUUCCUGAAUCCCAGGGUCGGCUGGGAUCUAUAGAAACCUGUCGCUGGAUGAUCCCCUCCGCAGAACAGAUCCCACCAAACUCUCUGGUCGUGAUGUUUACAGCCUGUUCGUUUUGAGCUUUGUGCGGUGAAACGUCGUGAGAUUCCUUCGGAAAUCUUAACUUCAGAGUUGUGUCUUUCUGGGUAUGCUUAUUAUUAUUGUUAUUAUUAUUUUUAUGCUUUACAAACCGGCGAAUGAAAGGUUUUGUUACUGCACUAUCACACUGUGGUUAGAUCUCAAAAGUACUAGACUAAGUUACUGUAACGGAUCCCUGUCCAAGCCAAGGUUCUGUCCUCAUUAUGUAUAGCUCGUGAUUUAACAUUUAGUGUAAGAAAAUAGUUUCAGAAUGUUUUUGUGUCACACAUAAGGAACUCGCAUCGAACCUGCCGUCUUGUUUUACCGUUGCCUGUAUCUUCUGCCCGGCUGUUUGGCCCCCCUAAGCAGAGUGUGUGUGUAUGUGUGUGUGCGUGAAUUUUUUUAAUACUUAAUUUUUAGUGUCUUUUUGUAAUAUUCUUGUAUUGGAGGAAUGCUUCUGUGCAAAAAAGAGAUUCUGGACUCUGGCUCUAAGCAUGGCACCUAACUUCUGUAAAAGAGGGGAAGGGAGGGAGUUUUAUUAUAAUACUGGGGGUGGGAGGGUUGGUGUGAAAUUGUAAUUUUUUUUUCUGAAAUUUUUGCAAGUCAUGUUUUCAACGCGCUUUACUCUUGUCUGUAUAAACCGAUUAAAUGAAGCCAUAAAAACUCCUGUGAAAACAAGGGGGAUCUGAUGACUUUGGUUAUAUUUUAUACAUAUUUUAUGCUACAUCUGUCUCCACGGUUCAGGUUGUAGCCUAUCAUAACUGCUAAUAUCUUUUUAUGUUCUAUUUUAAAGUGUGUGUGCUAUAUAAGCAAACAAAAGAAAAUACUAUAUAUAUUUUUCUUGUCUCAUUAAUUUCAUUGUUCCUACUUAUAACUACAUGUCUCUUAAUUAACUGGAAAAUAAAUGUUUUUUUUUUUAAUA